AAUAGGCGUGUGUUCGCUAAAUAAGUCACGUGCUCUUAAUAGAAGUUUAUGUCGCGACCUAACUGCCUUAUCGUCUGCUCUGCAUCACUGGAAGGCGUGUCAGCGCAGUCUUUCAUUCACUCACACACUCUGACGUCUUCUGCAUUUAACGUCCAAAUUGCUACACCCGAAGGACAGCCUAUUCGCUAUGUUCGACAAGACGACGGUAGCAGGCGGUGGCUGAACGAUUUCAAGGGAAAGCCAUCAUCACAACCUACACGACUGGAAAGUAUUGAUGCUUCAGUUUACUCAGCACUACUUAUACCUAGUGCCCCUGGAGCUUUGAGAGAUCUGGCUAAGAGUCAACACCUUGGAUGGAUCAUUAACUCAUUUAUGACUGAAGAAAAGUGCAUAUGUGCAGUGGGCGGUGGAGUUGCUGGCUUGUGUUCUUCUCUUAGCAAAGGCAAUGGCAGCCAUGUUUGGUGUUUCAAGAAUGUUUGUCUAACUGGGCCAUCUGUCAACGAAGUCGUCUCUCAACCUGACUUUACUGAGCUUCCUAUUAUUAUUGAAGACUUCUUAAAGGACCACGAGGCUGUCUACAGUGCUAGUCAACCGGAUUGUGUUCAUGUUGUCAUUGAUCGGAAUGUCAUAACAGGACAGAACGAUCAAUCUACUCUGUCUGCAGUUCAAAACCUCAUCCUUCUCUCCAACUCAUCAAGACAAGGCAAGCCUCGAUGAGUCAAUCAAAUUGUCAUCUACAGAAGCUUCAGUUUUCAUUGCUCAGUGAAGUGUCAUCAGACUGGGAAGUAUGUUACAUCUAGUGCUAGUUAAUAUAAUUACUCUACAAAACAUUUCAUAUUUUGCAUGUUACAAUAUAGUACAAAUGG
Messenger RNA from Corticium candelabrum, 866 nucleotides. RefSeq names its product glutamine amidotransferase-like class 1 domain-containing protein 1. The transcript is spliced from 8 exons. NCBI's taxonomy places the organism in Eukaryota, Metazoa, Porifera, Homoscleromorpha, Homosclerophorida, Plakinidae. Gene Ontology annotation, cellular component: cytoplasm. The record is from RefSeq and is a predicted model, not a curated record. The coding region runs from base 49 to 717 and encodes 222 amino acids. Gene Ontology annotation, molecular function: glyoxalase III activity.